AUGACAUUAAGUGGGGAAAAUAUUGUGUCUUUUGCCAUUUAUUUCUCUGCUUUUUUUGGAACUGUGGCAAACCUGAUCCUACUCUUGGCCUUUAUCAGCAAUGCCAUCAAGAAGAAGGUUUUCCAGCCUCUGGACAGGAUCAUUGUUAACAUGGCAUUGGUCAAUCUCUUGCUUUGCUUUUACAAGGAGAUCCCUGGGCUUAUGGUGUUUUUGCACACUAAAGUGUUUGGACAAGUGGGAUGCAGGAUUCUGCUUUAUGUGCACCACACGCUCAGGUUGGUCAGCCUUUGGUCAGUGGCCAACCUAAGCUUUCUUCAUCUCAUCAAGAUAAGGAGACCAUACCAUCGCUGGUUCCAAUUCAUUCACAGACAUCAAAGGAAGUAUGUAAACUGGUCCCUGGCUGGCUGUUGGGUUGUUAGUAUCACAUUUCAUACACCAUAUUUUCUAUACAGUGAUACAGGGCAUGUGCACAAUCAGAGCAACACCCUUCUCACAAGCACCAACUGUUUAUGUCCAUCAGAGAGCUCCCUGAUGAAACUUCUCACCUACAUCACCGUUAGCAUGGACUUUCUGCUGAUAAUCCUGGUGAUACUAUUAAAUGGCUUUAUCAUAGAUUUGCUUUGUAGACACAGGCGACAAGUAAGGGACACAAUGACGGUCAGACGCGGAUGGGACAAACGUGCUGCGAGGGCAACAAGGAUGCUCCUGUCUCUGCUCUUAAUCUAUGUCAUCUGCUGGUUCUCCAACGGCUUAGUCUGGAUUGCAGUGGUUUCUGGAGUAUUACAGAGCUAUCAAAAUAACAUUCUCAUUGCAAUGCAUGGGACUUUGUCCUCUAUCUACUACUCCUUCACUUCCGGAAUCAUGGUUUUUGGCUACAGGCAAGUGAGGGACUACUUAUCUGAGGCAACUUGCUGCUCCUGCCAGAGGAGGGCGCCACCGGUUAUACAAAGAGAACAACAGAGGCAGUGA
This is a messenger RNA of Xenopus laevis (African clawed frog), 969 nucleotides long. Its product is annotated as vomeronasal type-1 receptor 90. Lineage: Eukaryota; Metazoa; Chordata; Amphibia; Anura; Pipidae. The coding region runs from base 1 to 969 and encodes 322 amino acids. The transcript has a single exon. The record is from RefSeq and is a predicted model, not a curated record.